AUGACAUCGGUCAAAGUCGCUGUUCGUGUCCGACCCUUCAAUACCCGAGAAAGAAAUCGCCAAUCCAAAUGUAUCAUUCGAAUGGAUCCCAACGAACAAACGACCUUCAUACGAAAUCCUCUCGACGACACGAUCAAACAUUAUAAGUACGAUUACUCAUAUUGGUCAUGUGAUGAAAAUCUGACAAAUGUAAAUUUUGUUACGCAAGAACAAGUUUAUCAGGAUCUCGGCAUUGAAAUGUUAGAGCAUUCGUUUGAAGGAUAUAAUGUGUGUAUAUUUGCAUAUGGACAAACAGGUGCUGGAAAAUCUUAUACUAUGAUGGGAAGAAAUGAACCAGGCGAACAAGGCAUCAUUCCACGACUUUGUGGCGAAUUGUUUCAACGGAUCGUUUCAUCCACGCCCGUGUCUUCUUCAUCUCGUAUUCAACCACAGUAUACUGUCGAAGUUUCAUAUAUGGAAAUUUACUGUGAACGCGUUCGUGAUCUAUUGUCACCGAAAAAAUCACAAACGAUAAGUGUGGGAGGUGCACAUAAUUUACGCGUACGUGAGCAUCCAAUCAUGGGCCCCUAUGUCGAAGAUCUAUCACGUCUACUUGUGACAUCCUAUGAUGACAUAUCACGAUUAAUCGACGAAGGAAAUAAAGCUCGAACGGUAGCAGCGACAAAUAUGAACGAAACCUCGAGUAGAUCACAUGCUGUCUUUACGAUUCUAUUUUCUCAAUCGACAUACGAUCCAGUGACGGAUUUAACCGCAGAGAAGCAGUCAAAAAUCUCUCUCGUCGAUUUAGCUGGAAGCGAACGAGCCGAUUCGACUGGUGCCACAGGGGAUCGAUUGAAAGAAGGUGCCAAUAUCAAUAAAUCGUUAACAACAUUGGGAAAAGUGAUUGCAGCAUUGGCAGAAAUGAGCUCGAAGACUCGAAAGAUUCGUUCUGACAAGAAAGCUGAAUUUAUACCAUAUCGAGAUUCUGUAUUAACAUGGCUGCUCAAAGAAAAUCUCGGUGGAAAUUCGAAAACAGCUAUGAUCGCUGCCAUAUCCCCUGCUGACAUUAACUAUGACGAAACUCUGUCCACACUUCGUUAUGCUGAUCGUGCAAAAGCGAUUGUUUGCAAAGCAGUUAUCAAUGAAGAUGCUAAUGCACGUUUAAUCCGUGAUUUGAAAGAAGAAAUUAUGAAACUACGAGAACUAUUGAAACACGAAGGUGGAAUAAAUAUAUCGACUGAUGGCGCUAUUACAUCACCUACACAUACAUCAAAGCAUGCACGAUUGAAAUCAACUCCGUCACAGAGUAGUGAAGACGCAUUGGAACGUUUAAAAGAGAACCAGAAAUUAAUGGAUUCGUUGUGUAUGUCCUAUGAAGAGAAAUUACAGAAGACAGAGAAAAUCAUGGCAGAGCGAGAAGCUGCUUUUCAUGAACUUGGCGUUUAUUCCAAGACAGAUGGCAACGCAGUCGGCAUAUUCUCUCCAAAAAAUUCUCCACAUCUUGUAAAUCUUAACGAAGAUCCAUUAAUGUCAGAAUGUUUGAUGUAUUUUAUUAAAGAUGGAACUACUCGCGUUGGCCGUCCAGAUGCACCUAUUCAUCAAGAUAUUGUUUUGUCUGGUUCCCAUAUUGAACCGGAACAUUGUAUUAUUAGCAAUUCACAGCAUAUUGUUCAUCUAAAGCCAUGUAGCGCAACAGCAAUGUGCUAUGUCAAUGGUAAACAAGUCGACGCGAAUACAACGGUGGAACUAACAUCGAGCUCACGUGUUAUCUUCGGUAAAUCUCAUGUCUUUCGUUUUCUCAAUCCAGAACAAGCACGACGAAAGAACGCGAAAAAUGAAACAACAGGCGAACCGACUGAUUGGAAUAGUGCGAUUCAAGAAUUACUCGAAAAGCAAGGCGUAGAUAUAAAACAUGAAAUGGAGAAGAAACUUGUAACAAUGGAAGAAGCAUUUCGACGCGAAAAAGAAGAGUCCGAUCGUCUUCUACGUAAACAAAAACUCGAAUAUGAAUCAAAAAUUGUCGAAUUACAAAAACAAGUGAUGGAAACGUCGAUGAGUCAGUCGAUGUUAUCAUCAAUUCUAUCAUCAUCUGGUCUAGUUGAAUCGACCUUAUUUCACCAGCAAACGCUGCACGAAGAUUUGAUAGAAACCGAGAAUGAUACACUCAGCUAUUGCUCAUGGACUGAACAAGAAUAUCAAUUAGCUUGGUGGGCUUGGAAAAAAUGGCGAUUUCAUCGCAUGACAUCACUUCGAGAUAUCUUAUGGGGUAAUAGUGUAUAUCUCAAGGAAGCAAAUGCUAUCAGUGUUGAAUUACGCAAACGUGUUCAAUUUCAAUUUAUUCUCUUAACUGAUACCGCCUAUUCACCUUUACCAACUGAUAUCUGUCCAUCAUCCACGUUAUCAGAAAAUACCAUUGUUGCUAUCGAAGUACAAGACCUGAAGAAUGGUGCUAUACAUUAUUGGUCCCUGGACAAAUUUCGAUCUCGUCUGGAAAUAAUGCGACAUAUUUACAAUUGCGAGCAAAUUUCAAUCCCACGUGCAGUUAGUUAUAAUAAUGUGAGCGAUUCACCUUCGCAACAUAUUGUAUUAACGAGUGAUUCUCAACAGUCAAGUUUCGAUGAUACGAUUCCAAGUCCAACAGUGAAGGGAAAAUUUGACUUUUCGACUAAAGCCAGACAACGGUUGGAAUUAAUGCGUGAAAUGUAUUCCAACGCAGCAGAUAUUUCGCCAACUUCACCUGAACGAAGUAUGGAAUCUUCGGUUAUUGACGAUAAUUCAUCACCAAGCAUUCACGCUGAUCCAUUCUACGAUCGAUUUCCUUGGUUUCGGUCCAUUGGACGAACCUUCGUUUAUCUGACAAAUUUGCUACACGGUUUAACUUUGGUGCAAAAUGUCGCCGUUGUUUCUGAACAUGGCGACAUUAAAGGCUAUCUAAAAAUCUCUGUUGAACAACUGCAAACCUCAUCAUCGCAAGAUGCAGCGCAUGAACAGAUUAAAUUAAUGAAAACCUAUCGCAAUGCGAAUGGAUUGACGAAAGUGGCUUUCGACGAUAAAACAUACUUUCGGGAUAUGAUAAGUCCAUCAUCCGUUGAUUUGAUCAGAUCUUGUGAUUCAUUAGAUCCUAAUCUUCGCUAUGUCGAAGGUCAAUCUCAAUGUGGUGCUAAUGAUCAAGUUCAACAGAAAUCUCCCAUUGAUUCCUUAUCGCCGCCAAAUCGUCGUAAAGAAACCAUGACUACAAGCGAUCUACCAUCGAAUGAAUCCUUACAGCAUCUUGGCGACGAAUAUCAGUUUCGCGUGACUAUCUUAGAAGCUUCACAGAUCCCAGCGGAAUACGAAGAUAUUUUUUGUCAAUUUAAUUUUCUUCAUCAACACCAUGAAGCUUAUUCAACUGAACCGAUUAAAAAUCAAGGCAAAUUAGGAUCACCGCUCGGCUUCUAUCACAUACAAAAUUUUAGCGUAAUUGUCACUCAGUCGUUCAUUGAUUAUCUUCGUUCGAAACCUAUUGUCUUCGAAGUCAUGGGUCAUUACCAACAACGCCAAAAUUCUGCACUCUAUCCGACUAUACAAACUACUUCGCCAACACGUCAUACUACAAGAAUGCCAUUUUCGAAACCCAUUCCAGUCCAAGGAUUAGAUCCAUUAAUACCUGCAAGUUCAACCAAUCAAAUCUACGGUAGUUACGAUCUUCUUGUCUGGUAUGAAAUUUUUGAACUAUCACCAAGUGGAGAAUAUGUGGCUGUCACAGUUGAUCACUCCGACGACACGCCUUGUUCUGGACGAUUCAUUCUCCAUCAAGGCAUUCAACGUCGUAUUGGAAUAACGCUUUGCCAUGAGCCAACUUCUGAUGUGAACUGGAAAAGCAUUAACGAAGUGAUCGUCGGACAAAUUCGUAGUCAGUCUGAUUACACUCAUGAUGAAAUUGAUGGUGAAGUACUUUCUUUAAACAUCGUAUCGAGUCAAUAUAUUCAAAGGCAACAUGACAAGCGUACAUUUUAUCAUUUCGAAGUUGCUUGGGAUUCCUCGUUGCACAAUUCUCUGCUACUCAAUCGAUGUACAUCAGGUGGAAAUUCUGUUUAUCUAACGAUUUCGUCAUCGAUCGAACUCGAACACUGUUGUCAACCGCUGAUUAUCACCAAAGAUCUCUGCCUUGUUCUUUAUCCACGCAGCGGAGACUCAGCAUCCCGUUUACGUUCGUCAAUCAAAAAUUUUUUCCUUUCAACCAAUUCGUUGACACGACAAGCCACGCAUGUGGAACAUCCGAAUAGCAUUUCAGCUGUGUACGAGUUGAAACUUAAACAUACGUCAAUGCUAAGCCCGAUAGCGCAAGACCUAUCGAGCGAAAGUCCAGGUGUACAACGGCGCUGUCGAAAGAUUAUUGACACAUCAAAGCUUUACGUACGUGGAGAAGAAAUGCUGCAUGGUUGGCGACCAAGAAGUGAUUCCUUGAUCAUCGAGCAUCAAGAGAACUUGGAAAAGUUGUAUAAGAUCGAAUGUGUUGAAUAUACCAAACAUAUACUCCAAGUUCAAAAUCAGUUAAAGAAACCAUCUGAGAAAGUGCCAACGGAUGUUUCCAAUGCUUCAUUGGAAGCUCGCCAAGAAAAACUACUUCGUCGUUGUCUGUCAAUGAUGAAGUCUCCACGGCAACCUGAAGAAAUCUCUAUAAAUAAUCAUCGGUCUCCAAACAGUUUACAUUCGAAUACUUCAUCAACGAAAUCUACAGCUGAUGGUGUUACACGAACACCAAACAUGACCAAUUCACAUCACCAAUCAUCUCCGAAUAGUUCAGAUCUCAUCAAAUCGUUUCGUUCGGAUCCGUCUUCUUCUAUAUCGUCAGGAUCGCGUCCAGCUGAUAAUAAGAAUCUCAAUCUUUCAAAAUCUCGAUCCAUCGAAAGUCUCACCGAUACUUCAAUGCAAUUUCGACCAUUGAUCGAAGAAGUUCACAUAUCGCCGAUCGUAUCACGUCGUGGCUAUUUGAACUUCAUUGAUGACAACGAAACGAAUUGGUUAAAACGAUUUGUGAUCAUUCGACGUCCAUUUGUUUUCAUCUAUAAUCACGAAAAAGAUUCUGUCGAACGUGCGUUGAUUAAUCUAACUACCGCACGCAUUGAAUUAAACGACGAAGAUGUCAACAAAAACAUUCGUCACACCAUAUCCGUUGUUUCAAAAUACCGCAUUUUUCUCAUAAAACCGUUAUUAGAGAAAGAUCUUCAUGAUUGGCUGUACGCUCUCAAUCCGUUACUUGCUGGUCAAAUCAAAUCGCGUUCAUGCAAUCGAUCGAAAGAGGCACCUGGCAGUUAA
Adineta ricciae is the source of this 5277-nucleotide messenger RNA. The record is from the annotation of a GenBank genome assembly. Lineage: Eukaryota; Metazoa; Rotifera; Eurotatoria; Adinetida; Adinetidae.